UUAGCUCCCUAGUCCGGACAGAAUUUUUCGCUCCUUAUCUGUUCUCCGCGGCCCAUUGCCCCGUCCACUGUCCCCGGCAGGCAUGUCUCAAAUAGCAUCGCUACUCCUCUCUCCCUCUCUUUCUUUCCCGCUCAUACCCGCAGUUACCCCAAAUCCUCGCCGCGUCCCCUCUGUCCUCUUUAAAUCCUCUGGCCGACUCGCCGCCGCCGGCGUCCACUUUCCCGCCAUCACCUUCGCCGUCUCCGAGCCGAAUGCCCCAAACUAUCUCGAUGAAGAAGAGUCCAUCCUUCCCCUCCUCGAAGAACUCUCCGGAUGCCUCGGUCUGCCUACAGAUUACCUCUCAAAUCUCCCUGGAGAUCUUCGGCUAGAUCUAAAUGAUGCCGCUUUUGAUCUCGCUAAUGGCCCUGUCUUGGAUGAGUGUGGCAAAGAAGUUGGGGAACUCUUUUUAAAUUUGUCUCGAGCAUGGGAGCAAGCCGACACAAUGACAUCAAACAUCCUAGCAAGCGAACUUCCGUCGUUGUAUGAUCAUUUGAGCAGUGAUCUCAAACCAGCAAUUGGGAAGCGAUUUCUAUCUGCAGGCAGACGAUUUGAGGCUAUGGGACAGUACGGACAAGGAGAGCUACAAAGGAUUGCUCAAGCAAUGAUCAAGAUUGGGAAGCUGCUUUCUCUUGCUCCAGUACCUCAAACAGACAAAUCGCCAAAGAAAGAAUCAAGAACUUUUAAGUUCGGCGAACUUCAGGUCGCAUUGACUCCAGAGAAAGCAAACAUAGGAGCUGCUAUUGCCUUUGCUUUUGGAUUUCUUUCGUGGGAGCUUAGCCAAGGCAUGCAAAACAUUCCAGAAAGCUCAUUCCAGUAUGCAAAUGAUAAUGCGCUCAUGCUGGCAAAGUCACUUAGAGGAUUCCUUCUUCUGAUUGCUUAUUCCUCUGCCCUUUUGUCUGCAUUUGCUUCUGUUGGUCUCUUGUUACUUGGACGGCAACUGAGCUCUGAAAAUUCGAAGGAACCGUAACCUCAGUGUGAGUGAAAUAAUCACAAUUACCAAAAGAUUGUGUUAAAAAAAAUAUCAUAUACUUUUUUUACCAUUUAAGUUAAUGUAUAUAUUGCUUUUACAUAUAUGAAAGUUUCUUUUCUACGUUUUAGUUA
Messenger RNA from Phalaenopsis equestris, 1140 nucleotides. RefSeq lists its product as uncharacterized. The transcript is spliced from 9 exons. NCBI's taxonomy places the organism in Eukaryota, Viridiplantae, Streptophyta, Magnoliopsida, Asparagales, Orchidaceae. The coding region runs from base 83 to 1006 and encodes 307 amino acids. The record is from RefSeq and is a predicted model, not a curated record.